Molecule: messenger RNA, 2361 nt
Organism: Boleophthalmus pectinirostris (great blue-spotted mudskipper)
Lineage: Eukaryota; Metazoa; Chordata; Actinopteri; Gobiiformes; Gobiidae
Gene: pde4d
Product: phosphodiesterase 4D, cAMP-specific
Exons: 16
Coding region: 1-2361 (786 amino acids)
Biological process (GO): signal transduction
Cellular component (GO): cytosol; perinuclear region of cytoplasm; nucleus
Molecular function (GO): 3',5'-cyclic-AMP phosphodiesterase activity
Source: RefSeq, a predicted model, not a curated record
AUGGACCCUGCCUGCGGGACAGUGGGAUCGGUGGCGCUCGUGGCCAGCGGCGGAACCGGCGUGAGUGCAAAGGCGCCCAAACAUCUGUGGAGGCAGCAGAACCAAGCCGCGCUCUCUCCGCUGCACCACGCGCUGGUCGUGCGUAAGAACGAGCGCGUCAGACAAAGGGGCUUUUCGGACACCGAGAGAUACUUGCUCCCGAGGAACAUGGACAGGACUUACGCCAUGGACACGGGGCACCGGCCCGGGCUCAAGAAAUCCCGGAUGUCUUGGCCGUCGUCGUUUCAAGGGCUUCGACGUUUCGACGUGGACAAUGGCACGUCGUCUGGCCGCAGCCCCCUGGACCCCAUGGCCAGUCCGGGUUCAGGGCUCAUCCUCCAGGCCAACUUUGUGCACAGCCAGAGGAGGGAGUCCUUCCUCUACCGCUCCGACUCCGACUAUGACCUCUCCCCCAAGUCCAUGUCCAGAAACUCCUCCAUAGCCAGCGACAUUCAUGGCGACGAUAUGAUUGUAACACCAUUUGCACAGGUUCUGGCCAGUUUGAGAACCGUGCGAAACAACUUUGGUGCAUUAACUAACCUCCAACAAGACCGAGCCUCCAAUAAGAGAUCACCCAUGUGCAACCCGCCCCCCAUCACCAAGACCACCUUUACGGAGGAGGCCUACCAAAAGCUGGCCACAGAGACCCUGGAGGAGCUGGACUGGUGCCUGGACCAGCUGGAGACCCUGCAAACCCGGCAUUCAGUCAGUGAGAUGGCCUCCAAUAAGUUCAAGAGGAUGUUGAAUCGCGAGCUCACACACCUUUCCGAGAUGAGCCGCUCCGGAAACCAGGUCUCCGAGUUCAUCUCCAGCACUUUCUUAGAUAAGCAGCAUGAGGUGGAGAUGCCGUGUCCUCAAACUCAAAAGGACAAAGAGAAGAACAAACCCAUGUCUCAAAUCAGCGGAGUGAAGAAGCUGCAGCACUCGUCCAGUCUCACCAACUCCAACAUCCCACGCUUCGGAGUCAAGACGGAGACUGAGGACGCGCUGGCGAAGGAGCUGGAACAUGUAAAUAAAUGGGGCCUUAAUGUUUUUAAAAUCUCUGAGUUUUCUGGGAAUCGGCCGCUGACAGUCAUGAUGUACACCAUAUUCCAGGAGCGAGACCUAUUGAAGACUUUUAAAAUCCCCCUGGACACCUUUAUAACGUACCUGAUGACCUUAGAGGACCAUUACCACGGCGAUGUGGCCUAUCACAACAACAUCCACGCUGCCGACGUCACCCAGUCCACGCACGUGCUGCUGUCCACCCCUGCCCUCGAGGCUGUGUUCACCGACCUGGAGAUCUUGGCUGCCAUCUUUGCCAGUGCGAUCCACGAUGUCGACCAUCCAGGAGUCUCCAACCAGUUUCUCAUCAACACAAACUCUGAGCUGGCUCUGAUGUACAACGAUUCGUCUGUGCUGGAGAAUCACCAUUUGGCCGUGGGCUUCAAACUGCUCCAGGAGGAGAACUGUGACAUCUUCCAGAACCUGACCAAAAAACAGAGACAAUCACUGAGAAAGAUGGUCAUCGACAUCGUGUUGGCCACAGACAUGUCUAAGCACAUGAACCUCCUGGCUGAUCUGAAGACCAUGGUGGAGACUAAGAAGGUGACAAGCUCCGGAGUGCUGCUACUGGACAACUACUCUGACAGGAUACAGGUUCUUCAGAACAUGGUGCACUGUGCAGACCUGAGUAACCCCACCAAGCCCCUGCAGCUGUACAGACAGUGGACGGACCGCAUCAUGGAGGAGUUCUUCAGCCAGGGCGACAGAGAGAGGGAGCGGGGCAUGGAGAUCAGCCCCAUGUGUGACAAACACAACGCCUCUGUGGAGAAGAGCCAGGUGGGCUUCAUCGACUACAUCGUGCACCCGCUGUGGGAGACGUGGGCCGACCUGGUGCACCCUGACGCGCAGGACAUCCUGGACACUCUGGAGGACAACCGCGAGUGGUACCAGAGCACCAUCCCCCAGAGCCCCUCCCCCGCACUCGACCAGACCGACGAUGGCAGCGGGCGCCCACCAGGGGGAGACAAAUUCCAGUUCGAACUCACCCUAGAGGAGGACGGAGAGUCGGACACGGAGAAAGACAGCGCCAGCCAGCCCGAGGAGGAGGAGGAGGAGGAGGAGGAAGAGGAGAACAGCUGUACCGACUCCAAAACGCUGUGUACGCAGGACUCCGAGUGCACUGAGAUCCCCCUGGACGAGCAGGUGGGGGACGACGAGGAGGAGGAGGAGGAAGAGGAGGAGCGGGCGGCGGAGGAGGGAGACGCUCUGUGCUCUUCGUCUUGUGUCCCUGAGGAAGACGAGGAGGACGCAGAAGAAGACAGGACCCCUGACACAUAG